AUGCACAGGAGACUCGUCCAUGGAUUCCUGACAAAUGCAAGCACCAUGCUGUGCCCCGAAGGCGAAAUCCACAUCACUCACAAAACCACGACCCCAUUCAACAGCUGGAAAAUCGAGGAUCUUGCUCUCGAUUGCUCUCUGCUUUGCAUCGGCCGAGACGAUUUCAAAAUUGAAGACUACCCAGGUUACCAGAACAAACGAGGGUCGGGCCUCAGGCCCGACGACCCGUUCCUUCUGGGAGAGUGCUGCACGUUUAGGUUCAAACAAUUCCCGAGAAUCAGAAGGGAUUUUGGACCCGAGCACUAUGUUCCCAGCUGUUCGGACGAGUGCCGUUGGAUAUUUGGCCGCUAUCUUGACCACGUGGAGGACACAUUUGGGAGGAAUAUGAGUAGCGACGAAGUUUGCUUUGUUGUUCGUGAGGCGUUGAGGGUUGGGUACGAGACAUACAUGGGCCUAUUUAGCUCGGGGCAUGGAAGGCCCCUGAGGGACUAUAUCGACAUUUUGGAGGAGCUUCACGCUAUUAGUGCUUUGAGGUCCAAGAGAUUGUUGCAGAUGCUAUCACGUCUUGACCGGCAAGCUGACUUCAACGAGUGGGGUCCGUGA
Messenger RNA from Striga hermonthica, 603 nucleotides. The record is from the annotation of a GenBank genome assembly. Lineage: Eukaryota; Viridiplantae; Streptophyta; Magnoliopsida; Lamiales; Orobanchaceae.